AUGCCAAGUUAUCUUAAAUUCUUGAAAAACAUCUUGACCAAAAAGAGGAAAUUGGAAGAGUUUGAGAUAGUUGCACUUACUGAAGAGUGCAGUGCUAUAAUUCAAAAUAAGCUUCCACCAAAGCUUAAAGAUCCAGGGAGUUUUUCACCAAAACUUAAAGAUCCAGAGAGUGCUAAUAUUUCAAUAAUGCUUUUGUCUAUUGCUAGAAAACUUGGAUUUCAAGAGAUACAACCUACUACAGUUACCUUGCAAUUAGCAGACAGAACAAUCAAGCACCCAGUUGGGAUUAUAGAUGAUGUUUUGCUUAAAGUUGGGCAUUUAUACAUUCCGGUGGAUUUCAUUAUGCUUGAGAUUAAAGAUGAUGUUGAAAUUCCUCUUAUUUUGGGAAGACCAUUCUUAGCUACAGUUGGAGCAAUUAUUGAUGUGAAGAAUGACAAAAUAACUUUCAAAGUAAGAGAAGAGGAAGUGAUAUUUAAUUUGUUCAAUGCAACUCAGUAUCCCUAUACAAAUAGUUACUAUAAAGUGGAUUCGGUCAAUGAGGGUAAAGGUAAGCCUAUUUCACCACCUUCAACAACGCAAGCGCCAACUCUUGAAACAAAACCACCACCACUUUCCAGUUAUCUUGAUUUUGUGGUUGGACAAUGA
Theobroma cacao (cacao) is the source of this 645-nucleotide messenger RNA. RefSeq lists its product as uncharacterized. NCBI's taxonomy places the organism in Eukaryota, Viridiplantae, Streptophyta, Magnoliopsida, Malvales, Malvaceae. The record is from RefSeq and is a predicted model, not a curated record.